This is a messenger RNA of Scylla paramamosain (green mud crab), 4214 nucleotides long. Its product is annotated as alpha-mannosidase 2C1-like. Gene Ontology annotation, biological process: mannose metabolic process; oligosaccharide catabolic process. The transcript has 22 exons. The coding region runs from base 161 to 3475 and encodes 1104 amino acids. NCBI's taxonomy places the organism in Eukaryota, Metazoa, Arthropoda, Malacostraca, Decapoda, Portunidae. Gene Ontology annotation, molecular function: carbohydrate binding; alpha-mannosidase activity. The record is from RefSeq and is a predicted model, not a curated record.
ACUGGCGGAAUCCACUGGGCGUGUGGGUGAUCUCAGGUCUCCAUGUGUUUCCUUUGUGGUUGUUUGGCUUGCAGUAUGGAGUGUUUGUGUCACAUCUAAGUUUCCUCCCAUAUAGCAUCCAGAUGGCAGGCUUAAUUGUUCUGGGUAGUGGUCGUCUGGUAUGUGGCAUCACAGAAGUGUGGUGUUUGUGUUCGCAUAUUUACAGCAUCUUGGUCAACUCUUCCUCUCCAAAGUGAAGAGCACUAUGGAGAAAGAUGUGACAGCUAGCCAGCACAAGCACUGGCGUACUACUCAGGAGCGUGUUGAGAAAUACAUUUCUGACAACCUUUUCAAAGAUGUCAACUUGCGUGGAAAGCUGUACCCCAAGGCAAAAGAAGUUGACAGGCUGUUUCACUGGGGAUUGCCACUGGGUGAGAAGACAUGGGAAAAAUGGACCUUCAAGAAUAUUACCAUGCAGGACUUCAAGCCAAUAAAGGCUGGCAUGGCCUAUGGUCCACUUUGGAGCACCCACUGGUUCAAGGUGGAAGUGAACAUUCCUGAGGAUUGGGUCCAGCAGGAGGUGUGGCUGCACUGGGUGAGUCAGGGUGAGGCCAUGCUGUGGAGUGCCAAAGGAGAGCCACUGCAGGGGUUCUCACCUGGUGGAGUGCAUCUUAGCCCAGUCAAAGGAGCUAAUAGAACUGGUGCGAUGGAGCCAGACCAAAGCCGGACUGACUACAUGCUCAGCUCAUGCUGGUCAGGCUCUCAGGAGACUCAGGUGUUUUACAUUGAGAUGGCCUGUUGUGGUAUGUUUGGUGCUGGUGCAGAUGGUAUGAUCAGUCCCCCAGAUGAAGGUAGCGUCUUUCAGCUUGAGGCAGUGGAAGUGAGCACUCGUGACAAGUUAGUGUACAAGCUGUUGACUGACAUUGACGUGUUGCAUGACAUGACAGUUUCUCUGGGCAGUAAUGAUCCCCGGGCUCACCAGGCAUUGUAUACUUCAAACCACAUGAUAAAUUCCAUUAUCAGUGGCAAUUACAGUCAAGCCAGCCAACUUGCUGAUACUUUCUUUACCAAGAGGAAUGGAGACCUGGCUCACACUGUGGCCAUGAUAGGCAACUGCCACAUUGACUCAGCCUGGUUGUGGCCAUACUCAGAGACCAAGAGAAAGUGUGCUCGUUCUUGGUCCUCAACUGUGCAGCUGCUGGAGGAGUACCCAGAGAUGAAAUUUGCCUGCUCACAGGCGCAGCAGUUUUCGUGGGUCAAGUUGCACUACCCAGAACUAUUUGACAAGAUCUGCCACCUGGUUAAGGCCAAGCGCUUCAUUCCUGUUGGUGGAACUUGGGUGGAGAUGGAUGGGCUCAUUCCCAGUGGUGAGUCCUUCAUGCGACAGUUCCUGUAUGGACAGCUGUUCUUCAAGAGAGAAUUUGGUGCUCUGUGUGAAGAGUUUUGGCUGCCAGACACCUUUGGUUACUCAGCUCAGUUUCCACAGAUCUGUAAGAGCUUUGGUAUCUCUCGAUUCUUGACCCAGAAGAUGUCUUGGAGUUUGUUCAACAAAUUUCCUCAUCAUAACUUCUUAUGGGAAGGUCUGGAUGGUUCCACUAUUCUUGCACACUUUCCUCCUGGUGACUCCUAUGAGCUGAGAGUAAGGGUGAAGGAAGCUAUUCGCACAGUAAACAACCUGCAGGACAAGGGUCGUGUCAGCACCUCAGCCUUCCUUUAUGGGCAUGGGGAUGGUGGUGGUGGCCCCACCAGGAACAUGCUGGAACGUAGCCGCCGCCUGAGGGAUGUGGAUGGCUGUCCAAGGAUGGAGCACAUGUCCCCCAGUGCCUUCUUUGAGCGCCUUGAGGCUGAGCAGCACAACCUGUGUCGCUGGGUGGGUGAACUCUACCUAGAGCUGCACAAUGGCACCUAUACUUCACAGGCUAGAACUAAGAAACAGAAUCGCAUCUGUGAGUUUUCCCUACGAAACACUGAGAUACUCCUUGCUGUAGUGGCUGUGAAAGGCAGAAUGAAAAAGGAAGAACUACUUAGUCAUCAAGAUAACCUGCAUGAUGCAUGGGAAAAGGUCUUGUUGAAUCAGUUUCAUGAUGUCAUUCCUGGCACGAGUAUUGGUUUGGUGUACUGUGAUGCUGACCGCUUGUACAAAGAGGCACUGGCCAGCAGUGAAGAGGUGCAAAGAGCUUGUUGCCCUUUCCUCUUUAAAGAUCCAGAGAAGAAAGUUGGGGAGAUGGUAGUAAUAAACACUUUGCCUUGGCCAAUGAGGCAGGUGAUGGUAGUGAAGGAAGAGGGAAAACACGAAGUUAAACAGUCAGCUGGGGAAGGACAAUACUAUGUGGCAGUAGAAGCACCAGGAAUUGGCUGGAGCAAACUUUCUACCUCUCUCAGCCCACCCCAAGUUACUGUUUCAUUCAGCAACAACAGAUACAUCUUGGAGAACCAGUACAUGAAAGCUCAAGUGAACACCUUUGGUCAGGUAGAGAGCUUGAUACUGGCAGGUGACUCUCAGGAUGUGUUCAGGAGGGAAGGUACACAUGUGGGCCAAGGGAACCAACUUGUGCUAUUUGAUGAUGUACCUUUGUACUGGGAUGCCUGGGACACCAUGGACUACCACUUGGAGACUGGAAAAGUGCUUAAUAUCAAGGAGAGUGGUUGUGAAGUGAAUGAAGUGGAGGUAGUGCAAAGUGGCCCCCUUGUUGUAAAGCUUAGGUGGGGUCUGAAAAUCACUGAAGUAUCAUCCAUCACUCAGGAGAUUGAGCUUUCAGCUGUCAGUCCUUACCUUGUCUUCAGAUGCAAAGUAGAUUGGCUUGAGAGUCACAAGUUCCUCAAGGUCUUGUUCAAUACUGCUCUUCUUGCCAGGACUGCAACCUUUGAUUCACAGUUUGGAUUUGUCGAGCGUGCCACACACUGCAACACCUCAUGGGACUCAGCCAAGUUUGAAGUGUGUGGACAUAAGUGGGCUGACCUCUCGGAGCCCAACCUGGGCAUGGCUGUCCUGAAUGAUUGCAAAUAUGGCUGGACUGCACGAGGAAGCACACUUAUGUUGUCUCUGCUGCGUUCACCCAAGGCUCCUGAUGCCAAAUGUGAUAUGGGACAGCAUACCUUCUCCUAUGCCCUCAUGCCUCACAAAGGUUGCAGAGAUAAGACCAGAGUACAAAGAUGUGCCUAUGAGUUCAACAACAACUUGACCCUGCUUUCAACUUCUGUAAGUCAUGAUAGUGAAGUGUGGUUCAGCCUGGUUGGAAGUGGAGCAAUGAUUGAGGCAGUCAAGCUGGCCGAGGACAAGAGUGGUGAUGUGGUGGUGAGGGUGUACGAGAGCCUUGGUGCCACCACUUCUGUAAGGUUGAAGGUCCCCAGUCAGCCCCAAAGGGUCUGCCUGUGCAAUGGACUGGAGGAGCCACUGAGUGACCCGAGUCUUGAGGUUGGGGAGGGUGAUGAGGUGUUUGUUGACCUCACCUUGUCUCCAUUCAAGAUUGUCAGCAUUCGCAUCACUUAUAACUGAAGUACUCUCUCUCUCUCUCUCUCUCUCUCUCUCUCUCUCUCUCUCUCUCUCUCUCUCUCUCUCUCUCUCUCUCUCUCUCUCUCUCUCUCUCUCUCUCUCUCUCUUAAAUAAGACAAGUGUCCUUACUCUAAGUGCCAUAAAAUUAUUAUAUGCUUAUGUAUCAGUGCUAAUUUUUUUCCUUUUGUCUUUAAUAAAUUGUAUAAUGUUGAGCUUCCACUGUACAUAAUGAAUUUUUGAUACAGAUCAUCAUCUGCAUAGUACAGUAGUUAGUGUGGAUUUGGUAUUGAACUUGUAGUCUUUCCAGGAUCCUGUAAUUGUAAAGGAACCUUUAUAUGUUUGUAUGUUUUCAUCUUGACUGCUGGGUGGCUUGUCUGCAUUAUUUUUUAUUUUCUAUGUUAUAGUCUUUUCUAGAUCCAGUAAUCGCAGAGGAUCCUUUGCAUGCUUAUAUUUUGGCUCUACUGGGUAGCCUGUCCGCAUUAUUUUUCCUCUGGCAGCACGGCCAAAUUUGUGGUGAUGAGGCAUUGCAAGGUACUUUGUGAGUGUCCAAGCUUGUGCAGCCAAGGAAAAUGAUGAUGUCAUUAUGGUAGUGCCACCAAAAAAAAAAAAAAAAUGGUGGCGCCACCAUAGUUGCCUUGUGUGAAGAUCUUUGUGAAUACAUUUUUAUGUUCCCAUUACGUGAAUAUUACUGGCUUGUUUAGUAUAAGCUAUCCAGGGUACUCAGAAGUAAAUUUCAAACAGC